Molecule: messenger RNA, 5590 nt
Organism: Danio aesculapii
Lineage: Eukaryota; Metazoa; Chordata; Actinopteri; Cypriniformes; Danionidae
Gene: def6b
Product: DEF6 guanine nucleotide exchange factor b
Exons: 11
Coding region: 404-2251 (615 amino acids)
Cellular component (GO): nucleus; cytoplasm
Source: RefSeq, a predicted model, not a curated record
UUAUGUUAGCCCCGCCCAAUACCUCCGACAGACCUAAUCUGAGAAUUUAACUGAGAACAAAUAGGAAGUGCAUUUUCAGAUUUCAAUUUUAGAUUACAAGAGCAAACUGUUAGUUCUUAAUGACAUGCACAGAUGAAUUGUUCAGCACAAAACUAGCAAUGAGAGCUAGAGAGCUAGAGACAUCAAUAUGGCUAGUUACUCACUUGUAGUGUGUGCAGUGUUGAGGAUGGGGUUCUGCGGUGGACCGGCAGGGGGCGCCAGAUAUUCACAGAACCCACAGUAUGCGGACAGGAAGGGGGCGCCAGAUCUCCUCAGACCACCCCUCAGGAUGUGUUUGGAGGCUCAGAGAAACUUACACAGAAGACAGAAAGUGUUGAGGUGAGAGUGUGUGUGUGAGUGUGUGAUGGCGCUCAGAGGUGCGCUGCUGAAGAGCAUCUGGUAUGCCUUCACUUCUCUGGACACCGAAGACAGCGGAAAAGUGUCCAAAUCACAACUCAAGGUUUUGUCUCAUAACCUUCACAGUGUGUUGCGGAUCCCUCAUGACCCCGCAGCCCUCGAGAGACACUUCAGCGAUGAUGACGAUGGCCCAGUGUCCAGCCAGGGGUACAUGCCCUACCUGAACCAGUUCAUUCUGGACAAGGUGACGGAGGGCACGUUUGUUAAAGAGGAGGUGGAUGAGCUCUGCUGGACGCUGUGCUCCAAGAAGAACUACCACCCAGCCGCGGAUCAGCUUCUGACCAAUCAGGACGCUCUGAGGCUCUGGUGUCUGUUCAACUUCCUGGCGGACGACCGAUACCCGCUCACACUGGUGCCAGAGGAGGUGGAGUACCUGCUGCGUAAGCUCAGCGCUGUGCUGCCAGUGGAGCUGAGCUGUGUGGAGCUGGAGGAGUGUGUGUCGCAGGAGUGUGUAUCUCCAUCGCAGGAGUGUGUGAGUGUGUGGAGUUUCCUGCAUCUGGUGAACCGCAGCGCCGUCAGUCGAGGAGUCGACGCCGACAGCUUCAGUCUCGCUGUGGAGAAGGUGUACAGAGAGGUGGUGGGAAAUGUGCUGAAGGAGGGUUACCUGUGGAAGAAGGGUCACCUGCGCAGGAACUGGACGGAGCGCUGGUUCUGUCUGAAGCCCGGCUCUUUCUCCUACUAUGUGAGUGAGGACGCGCGAGACUGCAGGGGUGUGAUAGAGAUGGACCACAACUGCUGUGUGGAGGUGCUGCCAGAUCGUGAUGGAAAGAGGUGCAUGUUCUGUGUGAAGACCCUCAACAAGACCUUCGAGAUCAGCGCACCAGACUCCAGACAGAGACAAGAGUGGAUCACAGCCAUACACACAGCUCUGCGUCUGUCCUCGUCUGGCCGCUGGUCCCUGCAUGAGGAGCUGAAAUGUGUCCGGCAGGAGCAGCGGGCGGAGCAAGAGCGCAGGCGUGUGCUGCGGGUGGAGGAGACGCGGAGGCUGACGGAGCUGCAGGAGGAGCGCGAGGAGCAGCGGGUGGAGCUGCAGCUGCUGAAGGAGGCGCAGAAACAGAGCCAAGAGUCCCUGCAGCAGGAGGAGCAGAGGAGGCGCAGCCAGCAUGAGGAGAUGCAGAACACACUCAGGAGACAACUGCAGGAGGCCCAGGAGGCGCGGGCGAAUCUCCGCGCUGAGGUUGCGGUUCGUGAUCUGGAGGCUGAACAUCAGCAGAGGAGAAUCAGAGAACUGGAGGAUCUUCAUCAGCGGCUGCAGGAGGCACUACAGCUGCAGAUCAGAGCCAGACAGGAGGAGGAGACCUACAGAUACACACAGACCAGGCUGCUGGCGGAGGAGGAGGAGAAGGUGAAGUCUCUGCUGGCGCUGCAGGAGGAACAGGAGGAGCAGAUCCUUCAGACGGAGAGAGAGAAGCAGGAGCUGAAGCUGGAGAUGGAGAGAAAGUGCCAGGCUCUGGAGGACGCGCAGGGCCAGCUGGAGAAAGUGCGAGCCAGUCGGCGCAGAGUGGACCAGGACAUCGCCGCUGCUCAGCGUAAACUCCGGCAGGCCAGUACGAGCGUUAAACACUGGAACGUUCAGAUGAACCGCCUGAUGCACCCCAUCGGCCCUGGAGAAAGGCGAGCGUCCUCCGGUAAUCUUCUCGCUCCACCGGUUCGCAUCCCGUCCGUCAGUGAGAGCGAAUCCAGACCUCCAGAGAAACAAACCAUCAAACAAAACAGCCUCGACUGCGGCGAAAGCAGCAGCACGGAGAUUAUGGACUGCGGAAACACCGACAACACAGAACCGGCGGAAGUUUGAGAGAAUUUUAAAUGAUGUUGAUUUUUGAAGGCAUCAAAACAAACCCAAACAAAGCCCCGCCUCUUUUUAUAUCUCUGCUAUGGUCACUACACCUGCCCUCUUACUGCUGAUUGGUGUUUUUGGGGCUCAGUCCAAGUGUAUAUGUCUGCGGACUGCAGGAUGGAGGCGUAACAUGAAGGGGCAUAACUUGUAGUAAGUUAGACAGGCAUAACUUGCAGUUAUCGAGAUCCCAUUGAACCGAGCGAGAUGUCACAAUGAGAAAACACUUACCAGAGAACAUUGUCACCAAAUGUUUUCAUGAGUUUCUCCAAAUUUAUACAAAACCUAUUCAUUUGAUAUAUUAUCAUAUUCCUUCCUUUAGUAACUCCAUCAUGCAACUCACUGACUUCUUCAUUUGUUUUGUCAUGGCAGUUAGCAUACUCUGUGUCACCCCCUGUGGUUGCAAAUAACAGUACAAUGCCGAGCACGUCAAGUUUGAAGUCCUCCACAACUCGCAGCUGUAUGUCAAUGACUGAUGGAAGGGUUUAGGUUUGGGGUAGGUGUAGACAUUAAUAAUUGUGAUGGUAGGGUUUAGGAUUGGGGUAGGUGUAGACGUUAAUAACUGUGAUGGUAGGGUUUAGGAUUGGGGUAGGUGUAGACAUUAAUAAUUGUGAUGGUAGGGUUUAGGAUUGGGGUAGGUGUAGACGUUAAUAACUGUGAUGGUUGGGUUUAGGUUUGGGGUAGGUGUAGACAUUAAUAAUUGUGAUGGUUGGGUUUAGGUUUGGGGUAGGUGUAGACAUUAAUAAUUGUGAUGGUUGGGUUUAGGUUUGGGGUAGGUGUAGACAUUAAUAACUGUGAUGGUUGGGUUUAGGUUUGGGGUAGGUGUAGACAUUAAUAACUGUGAUGGUUGGGUUUAGGUUUGGGGUAGGUGUAGACAUUAAUAAUUGUGAUGGUUGGGUUUAGGUUUGGGGUAGGUGUAGACAUUAAUAACUGUGAUGGUUGGGUUUAGGUUUGGGGUAGGUGUAGACAUUAAUAACUGUGAUGGUUGGGUUUAGGCAACCCAGGCUCAUUCUGAAAACGUAGUCCCGUGGACGUUUCUGGAGACCGCAAAAUACGUAGCCGGGGGUACGUCCGGCUGCAUUUCAUUUUUUUAAACGAACGCUGCGGGGCGGUGUGACGCCGUUUCUUUCGCCGCUGCAACCAGUUUGUCCGGUUAGCUCUUCGUGUACUUAGGCGGACUUGAGGCGCAAAAAGGGGCUGACCACGACGACGACGACCGGGUUCGAGUCCGGGGAAGAGCGGUUCCAGAAAUCAGGUAAGAAAACAAAAACAAAAUCCAAAAAAUAAAGUGAACAAGUUCGUCACAGGGUGAGAAUGUGGUCAAAAUCCGAAAACGUGGUAAAAAUUUGACAAGGGCUUUUCUUUUUCUGGACGGCUUUUGUGAAUCGUCGUUGGUUGGGCUUAGGGACGGAGGAGGGUGGGUCAGCCGAUUGGCCGGUCGCACGGUCAAUCAUUCUGUCAUCCAGGCAGACAGGCGGAAGGUCGUUCGACAGCGGCCUCUAGCGGGUUUACGCGAGGACGGCGCGGGAGAAAGCGCACACAGCGGCCUCUCGCAGAUUCGCGAAAAACAAAAACUGCAAAAAUACGUACCUCCUGGGACGUAUUUCGCGGUCUCCAGAAACGUCCCCGGAACUACGUUUUCAGAAUGAGCCUGGGUUGGGUUUAGGUUUGAGGAAGGUGAAGACAUUAAAAACUGUGAUGGUUGGGGAAGGUGUAGACGUUAAUAACUGUGAUGGUUGGGUUUAGGUUUGAGGAAGGUGAAGACAUUAAUAACUGUGAUGGUUGGGUUUAGGUUUGAGGAAGGUGAAGACAUUAAUAACUGUGAUGGUUGGGUUUAGGUUUGGGGAAAGUGUAGACAUUAAUAACUGUGAUGGUUGGGUUUAGGAUUGGGGUAGGUGUAGACGUUAAUAACUGUGAUGGUUGGGUUUAGGAUUGGGGUAGGUGUAGACGUUAAUAACUGUGAUGGUAGGGUUUAGGAUUGGGAUAGGUGUAGACGUUAAUAAUUGUGAUGGCUGGGUUUAGGAUUGGGGAAGGUGUAGACGUUAAUAACUGUGAUGGUUGGGUUUAGGAUUGGGGAAGGUGUAGACGUUAAUAACUGUGAUGGUUGGGUUUAGGAUUGGGGAAGGUGUAGACGUUAAUAACUGUGAUGGUUGGGGAAGGUGUAGACGUUAAUAACUGUGAUGGUUGGGGAAGGUGUAGACGUUAAUAACUGUGAUGGUUGGGGAAGGUGUAGACGUUAAUAACUGUGAUGGUUGGGUUUAGGGUUGGGGAAGGUCUAAACCAGGGAUGUCAAACUCAAUUCCUGGAUGGCCGCAGUCCUGCACAGUUUAGUUAAGGCCCUGCUUCAACACACUUACCUGUAGGUUUCAAACAAGACUGAUAGACUUAAUUAGUUUGAUCAGCUGUGUUUAUUUAGGGUUGGAACUAAACUGUGCAGGGCUGCGGCCCUCUAGGAAUUGAGUUUGACAUCCCUGGUCUAAAUGUUAAUAAGGAUGAUGGUUGGGUUUAGGGUUCGGGACGGAGUAGAUGUUAAUAACUGAUGAUUGGGUUUAUGGUUGGGGUAGGUGUAGACAUUAAUGUGAUGGUUGGGUUAAAGGUUGGAGAAGAUGUAGACAUUAAUAAUUGUGAUGUUGGGGUAGGUGUAGACGUUAAUAACUGAUGGUUGGGUUUAGGGUUGUGGAAGGUGAAGACAUUAAUAACUGAUGUACAGUGCCAUCUUGCUGACAACAUAGUUUUGACACAUGGGUCUCCAUAAUUUCAUAAAUUAUGCUCCAUAAGUUACACCUCUCUUACGUACUACAAGUUAUGCCCCUUCACACCCCUGUCUUGCACUCCUCAGACAGACCCUACUCGCUCAGUCUGACAUUAGCAGUGUUUCCAUCCAAAUAUGCAAAUUCUAUUUAUGUGCAAAUUUUAUAUCACAUAAAAUAUUAGCAAAUAAAGCAGUAAUUCCAGCCAAUGAGGAACAAAAGAGAAUAAUUUUUUUUUUUAGCCGAUAUUCCAAAAUGAGCAUAAAAAUAGGUGUAUGUUACAGAUGGAAACACAGCCACUGUGGUAUGGGUUUUUCAUAAAGGCCUAGUGUACAUAAAUAAACCUGACAUAAACAAACUCAAUGAACUUGUCUCUGAAUCAUAGCUGAGAUCGUGACUGACUUUUAAACGUGUUUUGUUUUGUUGAUUGCUAUGAUAAACUUUUUGGUGAAACUGCUGUGGUUUGACUUCCUGUUUCCUGUGUCAGCAUAUAAGAUGCGCUCGUGUAGACAUACUGCUACCUUAGUCACUGUCAUGAAGGAUAAUAAAU